Molecule: messenger RNA, 148 nt
Organism: Racocetra persica
Lineage: Eukaryota; Fungi; Glomeromycota; Glomeromycetes; Diversisporales; Gigasporaceae
Source: the annotation of a GenBank genome assembly
UGAAGAAGAAGACUCAAACCAGUCUGAGAUAGAGUCUGAAAUGAAUAAAAGUGGAACAGAAAUCUUGGAAAGACAUCAAAUUGCUUAUAACAAAGAGGCUAAGAUAGACGAUACUUCUAGUUCAGAGACGGAAGAUACUGAUGAUGAG